UGAACCAAUGGCCCAGGCGCCCCUCUCCAAGGAGGGGUCCCAGUGUGGCUAUGGAGAUUGAGCAGCUGGAGGCUUCUCCCGCAGGGCAGGGUGUUUGAGAAGCUGCCCAGGUGGUAACCUUCCAGGGGUGGGGCCAGGAUGGUCCUGUGGCCUGGGGAAUGUCUCCUGGUGGGCCGCAGCAGGGGUCUAAGGAGCCGUCCAGCUCGUGCCGGGCCCAUGGAGGGCUUGGCUUCGCUGGCACCUGUGCGUGAGGCGGGGAAGGUGCCGCCGCCCUGCGGAUCACCUGUCAGCCUCCAGGGCUGAGCGGGCCACAGAGGGGCCGCCGGAGGCAGAGGCUGUUGACAUGGAGGAGGGAACUAUCCUGAGCCGCGCUGUGAGAGCAGCCACGGGGUUGGGGGAGAGGUCUCUCAUCCUGCCACACAGCUCCGUGUGCUCCUCCCUCCCCCAGACAGGGCGCUCCAGACCCCUCCCUGCCUAAACUCCCAGGCACUUGGGCGCCUUGCCUACCCUGUGUCCAGACCACCCUCCUCCCAAGACAUCAGAUGUAGAGUUUGGGGGCACACCACUGGAGACCACCUCUGGUAGGGAAAGUGGUGGGGCUCAACCUGGCCCCGUGGGGCCCCUGACUCUGCCCUCCAAGCGGCGGCUUCCUUGAAGACUCCCUUGGGGAUACCUGGCUGGCUCAGGACUGCACCACGAGCCAGGUGCGUCCCUGCUUUUGUCUCUAGACGGCUGUGUCAACCCCCUUGGUUAAGGCGAGGCAGGCGGUGUUUCUGGAGCACCAGACACAUCAUCAGAGGCCACAAAGGGCAUCCUGGGUACCCCUUGGUCUCAGCGGGGAUUGUCAACGCUCCGAUGCCAGCCACAAGAUGGUGCGCACCCUGUGUUUACAGGUGAGCACAGAUCCGAGAGAAUCUAAGGUGCUCCCUGGGCCCUGUAAUGGGGCACAACCCAGAGCUGCCCCGUGUGUGGGCCCCGAGGACCUGCGGGUCCCUGCCCACAGCCACCCUUUCUUUGGUGUCCUGUCCCGCUCAUCCCAACAGCUGCGGAGGCCCCUCAUCUGGGUCACACGACCUCUGACCUCCAGCGCUCUGAGCCACCGUCAGGGACUGCCCCCAGGUGACAGCCGAGCCUUUGCGGGGGUUCCCUCCUGCCAGAGGGUGGUCUGCUGCCUGGGAAUCCACGUUUGUAAGCCAAAGUCACGCGUCCGCUUUGUGUCCGAGGGGCAGUGCUCUGUGUCCAGCCCUGUCCCUAAGUGCUGCACCCCAGCACCCCACUGCACGCCAGCAACGGCCCCACUGCCUGGAGACGCCUCUGCCUGGGAUCCCAGUGCGUGUCCAUGCUGGUUCCUUCAUCCUCUGUUUGCCGCUUCCUAUGGUUCCAGUCAGCCCUCCUGUGGCCUCCCCUGCACACCAGCUUCCCCGAGACCCCUCCUCUUUUCUCUCCUCCUGAUAGCUCACCGCUGUGGCUCCUGCCCCCUGCUGAUGGUCCUGUCUGUCCCUUCGGUUCCCGUCUUCACUGCUCUCACCACCCCGCUGUGCAGAGCAGCACCCCACACUCACUGCUCACCUGCAUGGCCCCCAAGGCCUGCUUCCAAAGUGCCCGUCCGGAUGAAUCCUUCUAGGCACCCCCUCCCCCGUUAG
Lutra lutra (Eurasian river otter) is the source of this 1643-nucleotide messenger RNA. RefSeq lists its product as uncharacterized. The transcript is spliced from 3 exons. NCBI's taxonomy places the organism in Eukaryota, Metazoa, Chordata, Mammalia, Carnivora, Mustelidae. The record is from RefSeq and is a predicted model, not a curated record. The coding region runs from base 870 to 1643 and encodes 257 amino acids.